CAGUUCUCUGUCGACCAUCAAGCGGAAAUGCAGUACAACCAGCCGCAGCCUGGAACCGUUGGCUACCCGUACCCGCCGCAACCUGGAGCAGGUGGCUAUCCGUACCCGCCGCAGCCACAGCCACAGCCACCGAGCUACGAGCAGGCCGUACAUGUCACGGGACCAGUGCCCGUCCGAGUGCAGCUCCAGGGUGCACAGCCACCGCCCGUGGUGAUCAUUCAACAUCAAGCUGCUCUGCCGGUGGGUCCCGAUGCCAGCUUCAUCACCUGUCCCCACUGCCAUGUCCAGAAGCUGACCCGUGUCGAAUAUGCGCCCAGUGUGCGCACCCACUGCAUGGCCGCCCUGCUCUGCCUCAUUGGCCUCUGGUGUUUCGCCUGUCUGCCCUACUGCGCCACCAGUUGCAUGAAUGCGAAUCACUUCUGCGGCAACUGCAACAAGUUUGUGGGCGUCUACAACAGCGACUAGCAGCAGCAGCAGCAACGAUACACAUUCCGAAUAAACAAACCAAAUCGAAUCGAAUCCAGAAACCAAUCCAAUCCGAUCACAUCAUCCAUCGCAUAGCAUUGUGUGCGAACAUUUUUGACUGGGUGUCGACAGACGAACACAAUUUCUUUCCCCCCCCCACACACACACACACCCACUGCUAGUGUAAACAAUCGGGCCAGAAAGCUUUUCCACCACUGAAACGGCUUUAAUUGAUAAGAACUCUGCGAUAUGCUAGCCAACAAUUUUUUCGGUGCGUUCCAUUGCCAUUGACGCGCACCGACGAGUCAUUUGUCCCAUUAACGCCCAG
Molecule: messenger RNA, 793 nt
Organism: Drosophila guanche
Lineage: Eukaryota; Metazoa; Arthropoda; Insecta; Diptera; Drosophilidae
Product: lipopolysaccharide-induced tumor necrosis factor-alpha factor homolog
Exons: 3
Coding region: 28-465 (145 amino acids)
Molecular function (GO): zinc ion binding
Source: RefSeq, a predicted model, not a curated record